GACAUCAGAAACAAAUCGACCCUGAAACAUUCAGAGAUUUCUACAACUACUGGAAAGAAACUGAAGCAGAAGCUCAAGAGGUGAAUCUACCACCAACAGUAAUAGAGCAUCUAGAUAAAAAUGAAUGUGUCUACAAGUUAUCCUGCUCAGUUAAAACUAACUACGGUGUAGGAAAAAUAGCUCUGACCCAAAAGCGCUUGUUCCUGUUGACUGAAGGAGGACGUCCUGGCUAUGUCCAGAUUGCUGCUUUCAGGGAUAUAGAGGAUGUCAAGAGCACAACUGUAGCUUUCCUUCUUUUGAGAAUACCUACUCUGAGGAUUAAAACAUCAUCUAAAAAAGAAGUCUUUGAAGCUAACCUUAAAACUGAGUGUGAUCUCUGGUACCUGAUAGUGAAAGAAAUGUGGGCUGGAAAGAAAAUGGCAGAUGAUCACAAGGAUCCUCAGUAUAUCCAGCAAGCACUGACAAAUGUUCUCCUGAUGGAUGCUGUGGUUGGUGCCCUGCAGUCCUCCAAAACCAUAUAUGCAGCCUCCAAACUGUCUUAUUUUGACAGGAUGAAGAAUGAAGUGCCUAUGAUGGUCCCCAAAACAACUUCAGAGACAUUAAAGCACAAGAUCAACCCCUCAGCUGGUGAGACAUUUCCACAGGCAAUAGAUGUCUUGCUGUAUACGCCAGGGCAUCUUGAUCCUUCAGAAAGACUUGGCAAUGCUCAUCCGAAGCUAUGGUGUGCUUUAAAUGAGGGGAAAGUGGUGGUCUUUGACGCUUCUACCUGGUCUAUUCAACAGCACUGCUUCAAAAUGGGCCGCUCUAAACUGACUUGUAUGAUCAUGGUAGAACAGAGUCAAGUGUGGAUCGGUUCUCAAGACUCCAUUAUUUAUAUCAUCAAUACCCACAGUAUGUCUUGUAACAAGCAACUGAACGAUCAUCGUUCUGAUGUUACGGACAUCAUUGUGGAGAAGAAGAAUGGAAUACCCAGCGAAGCGUACUCAAGCAGUUUGGAUGGAACAGUGAUUGCUUGGAACAUCAGCACUCUGAAAGUGAACCGGGUCUUCCAGCUGCCCUGCCAAAAUCUCACUUCCAUCAAGCUUCAUAAUGACCAGCUGUGGUGCUGUACUGGAAGUUGCAUACUUGUGGUGUCAACGCGUGAAUUUCGACUACAGAUGAAAAUUGAGCACCACCUGAAGGAUGUGUGUUCCCAUUUCCUCUGCUUCCAACUCUUUCCUGAGAGAGAUGAAAUGUGGGCAUCUUACUCCGGGAGUAGCGACUUGUACAUUUGGAACACCAAGGACUUUACAAGUACACCCCAAAAGAUUCAUCUUCAAGAUUGCUCUGAGAUCACUUGUAUGAUAAGAGUUAAAAAUCAG
This is a messenger RNA of Mesitornis unicolor (brown roatelo), 1361 nucleotides long. Its product is annotated as DENN domain-containing protein 3-like. Gene Ontology annotation, biological process: regulation of Rab protein signal transduction. Gene Ontology annotation, cellular component: cytoplasmic vesicle. The annotation marks the transcript as partial. NCBI's taxonomy places the organism in Eukaryota, Metazoa, Chordata, Aves, Mesitornithiformes, Mesitornithidae. The record is from RefSeq and is a predicted model, not a curated record. Gene Ontology annotation, molecular function: protein binding. The transcript has 9 exons.